This is a messenger RNA of Aureobasidium musti, 303 nucleotides long. NCBI's taxonomy places the organism in Eukaryota, Fungi, Ascomycota, Dothideomycetes, Dothideales, Saccotheciaceae. The record is from the annotation of a GenBank genome assembly.
AUGAAGGUCAAGAUCCUCUCAUACCACGCUGUUGCUGCCUGGCGCUGGGACAUGCCCGAAGAUGAUGAUUGUGGUAUCUGUCGUGUUCAGUUUGACGGCACCUGUCCGAAAUGCAAGUUUCCAGGAGACGAUUGUCCUAUCAUCAUGGGACAGUGCACACAUUCGUUUCAUAUGCAUUGUCUCGAUACCUGGAUCAACCAGGAGUCAAGUCAAGGCAGAUGCCCCAUGUGCAGACAAGUUUUCCGCAUCAAAGGAACAGCUGAUCAGAGCGAAGUCCAAGCUGAGCAGACCUCUCAAUCUUGA